GCAGCUGGGGGUUGGGAAGAGACAUCACUUCCUGCCCUCUCCUGCAGAGCACUUGGAAGAUAAGGAACAGCAGCCAGGCAGACAGUAGAGGCUGGUGUUGAACAGUGCCAGUUCUUUUUCUACAGAGUCUCCCGUCUAUUUCCAUCAUGAGGUCUCUGCUUGGAUUUCUGUGUACCUUUUCACUUUUUAUAUCGACCGGUUACGCCCUGUCAUGUAACCAAUGUAUUGGCAUCGGUACCAAAGCCUGCGAAGGUGGCAGCAUCACCUGCCCUUCCGAUAACAUCUGUGGAACUCAGUACUCUGUAAAUUACCAACAUGGAGUGAAAUUGUCCGAAACCUUAAUAAGAAGUUGCAUUCCUAGGAACCAAUGCGGUAUGAAAGGAAGUUUUACCGUCAUGCAAGAAUUAAAGAUAGUGAGUGGGAUGAGCUGCUGCUACACUGACAACUGUACCCCACCUGAACCCACAUUGCCGCAAGUAAGUACACAGAAAAAUGGACUCGUCUGUCGAAGCUGCAUUUCUAUAAACUCUGAUUCGUGUGACCCAAGUGCCACCGUAGAAUGCACAGGGAUUGAAGAUAUGUGCUACCUCCAGAAUACAGAAUUAGAAGGAACCAUGUCUCUCAAGACAAUAAAUCGUGGUUGCAUCACUAAAAAUAUCUGUGAGUUAGGAGAUCAGUCUAUAUCGGCUCACGGGAUGAACAUGAAAUCCACCUUGACAUGCACUAGUGGAAGUGCUGCCCUCUACAGUGGAUUCUUCCUGGCAAUAACUGUGGCUUUAUUCUUCACAAAACUCUUGUGUUAAAAAAUAAGUUUUACUUCCAAAUUUUAUUUUUUUUUUACCUUUUUUUUUAUAUAACGGCAAAGAAUGUUCAUCAGUUAAUGUUUAAUAAAUCAUAAUUUGGGGUUUUUGUUUCUAAACUGGUAUUUUGUUUAUAAAUUGGUACUUGACUACUUUAUCAGUAUACAGUAUUUAGCUGCACUGCCUAUAAGGAUUGCCCACUUUUCCAUGCACCCCAAAAGAGACCCCUUUUUCUCUAUGGAUGUAAUUUAAAAAUAAAAUAUAUAAAAUUUGA
Pelobates fuscus (common spadefoot toad) is the source of this 1074-nucleotide messenger RNA. RefSeq names its product phospholipase A2 inhibitor and Ly6/PLAUR domain-containing protein-like. The transcript is spliced from 6 exons. The record is from RefSeq and is a predicted model, not a curated record. The coding region runs from base 147 to 803 and encodes 218 amino acids. Lineage: Eukaryota; Metazoa; Chordata; Amphibia; Anura; Pelobatidae.